AUGAAGUUCAUGAAAGUGGGCCGUGUGGCCAUCAUCACCCGUGGCCGUUACGCCGGUAAGAAGGUCGUCAUUGUCCAGCCUAACGACACUGGCUCCAAGGCGCACCCCUUCCCUUACGCCAUCGUCGCCGGUAUCGAGCGCUACCCCCUCAAGGUCACCCGCCGCAUGGGUAAGAAGACCGUCGAGAAGCGCAGCCGCAUCAAGCCUUUCAUCAAGGUCGUCAACUACAACCACUUGAUGCCCACUCGCUACACUCUCGAGCUCGAGGGUCUCAAGGGUGCCGUCUCCACCGAGACCUUCAAGGAGGUUUCCACCCGCGAGGAUGCCAAGAAGAACGUCAAGAAGGCCCUUGAGGACCGCUACACCAGCGGCAAGAACCGUUGGUUCUUCACUCCUCUGCGUUUCUAA
This is a messenger RNA of Aspergillus tubingensis, 408 nucleotides long. Its product is annotated as 60S ribosomal protein eL27. The transcript is spliced from 4 exons. The record is from RefSeq and is a predicted model, not a curated record. Bases 1 to 408 code for a protein of 135 amino acids. Gene Ontology annotation, biological process: translation. Lineage: Eukaryota; Fungi; Ascomycota; Eurotiomycetes; Eurotiales; Aspergillaceae. Gene Ontology annotation, cellular component: ribosome; cytosolic large ribosomal subunit. Gene Ontology annotation, molecular function: structural constituent of ribosome.